AACUAAACUACAUGACGAUGCAGACGACAGAGUGGUGUUUGUUUAUCAGGCCAUCAGAGCCGGCUCUCCAUGUGAAUCUGUUCUGGGACUCUUUGGUGCAAGUCUGGCUGUAGCCCACAGCUUCCACAGACCUCCUCUUUUGGAUGCGGUGUAGCAAAAUCCGGUAAGCCCCAGUAAUGGAGCUUCUCGAGUCCAGGCUGCCGCUGAGGAGAUGUGCCUUGGUGAUGCCAAGAUCCUCCAGCGCUGCCUUCACAGUCAGUUCAUCUGAGCUGAGGAUGUGGGUAGGCUCGACCAGGUGGUAGGGUGUUGGGCUACAAGCUAGGUCGGCCUUGGGGUAUUCAAUACCUUUCAUCCAGCUGCUGUCCUUGAUCCGUUCAAUAGUGAGGCGAUCCACAGGAACCGGCCUCAGGAGGCCCUGAAUGAUCUCCCUGCAUGAUCCAGUUACAUAGGGAGGAAUGGCAUAAGAGCCCUGCAGGAUACAACACCUGAGUCUGCCUGUGUUGGUAGCUUUGAAUGGCAUUGUGGCAGUCACCAUGAAGUAAAGUAAGAUACCCAGCGCCCACAUAUCUGCAUAUUGACCAACGUAACCUUUCUCUUUGAACAGCUCAGGGGCUGCAUAAGGUGGAGAGCCACAGAACGUGUGAAGGACAUCGCUGGGGCAGCAGGACGUGCUGAAACCAAAGUCACCCACUUUAAUGCAACAGGACCUGAGAAAACACAAGCUUGCUCUCCAGGUCUGAAAGGCGUCCCCUGGUGCUGAUACGGGAGAACAGCUCUCCUCCGCUGGCAUACUCCAUCACCAGGUAGAGCCUCUUGAACGUCUCCACCACCUCAUACAGGCGGACGAUGUUGGGAAUGUCAUGUUGCAAGCUGCUGAAGUCAGUAUGGAGAUGCCCUGACACCUGGAUGACCCAAACUGGAUUUACAUUGUGUGAUAUGUUGAGCGGACUGAAGUGUCUUCCAUGAAAUGAAUCUGGAAGUCUGCAGUUUCUAACUAAUAUAACAUUAACACUUAAUGAAAAAGUAAUUUAAACUAGGAGACAGAUUAGAGGAGGAUCUGAAACAUUCCUAUUAAUUAUAAUUCAGAUUAGGCAAGCCAACAUGACACACUUCUACUGGCAGGGUGUGCAGCAGUGCUUCAAAUGUUUUAUGAGCGAGAGAUGUAAGAGGUGUGGCCUUUUCUGGCCAGUUUAUCAUUACUUUGACACAUUUAUUGCAAUAACAAUAACGUAUUGCACCAGAAAGCACCCAGCAUCUCACCUUUGGUCAGGUCAUGUAUCCCCAAUCUAACCUGGGAGAAGUUUCCGCAGCCGAUCUCUCCUCUCAGCUCGUAAAGCCCCACCCGUCGUCCAAAUGUCAGAUCAUUCAUCACCCUCUCUGAAUGGGUCAGAUCAUGAAAGGCCUUUCCAAACGCAGUGAGCUGCAUCACCUCCUUCUCCUCUGUCACGCUCUCCUUGGUCUCCAUGUUUUUCCCCAUUUUUGGGGACUUCAGGGUGACUUCAGGGGUUUUGAAGUGAGCCCCUGAGAAGGAGAACAUAAUGGAGGGAUGCAACAGAGAAGUUUGUUAAGUUAUUUACUUUAUUGCUUUCACUAACUCUAGCUCAAUAACAGAAUCCUGCAGUUACAUCUUUAGAAGUUAGAUUAUUGUACUCACAUUUUUUCACUUUGAUGUUCUUCUUACUCCUCUCUGUGUUGAUGGCAUUGUGUCUGCUGUUCAAAUACAUGAUUUCUAUCCAGCGAACAGGAUGUUUCUUUCUUUUCUUUUGGAAUCCGACAACAAAAAAGUGGUAAAAUUACAGAGAAAACAAGCGUCCACAAAACAGAGACUGAAGGGAAAGAGUUAUGAUUUUAAAUGAUGUGAGCAACAUGAUGUUUCUCAGAUAUCCAACUGCCUGUCCAGGUGCUAUCAUAGGACCACUGCUGUCUUCCUAUGCUGCAGUAUAAUCCAGAAGUACUGCAUGAUGACGAUAAUCCCAGAGUAUUGGACUCCUCCCACUAAACCCCAGACAUGAACAAAUGCCUGAUGCAAGUGCUUCAACAGGACACUGAAGGGAUUAUCUCCCCAGUAGUGAUGCAUCAUUACUGUUAGGGGUCAUGGGCGUGAGGAAAGGUUAUAACUGCAGUUAAAGUUUCCUGAGGUCUGAACAUUUAAUAAGACUUACUGUUAAUUACUUUUUACAUUAUAGUUCAAGUAUUAAUUUUCUUAGUAAGAGGUGCAAAUAACAAUUCAACCAUUUUCCACUAAAUCCAAACAAAAGAAUGCAGCUUCACCCUCACAAGCUCAAGCGAGGAAGUGAACACAGAGAGCGUGUACGUGUGGGCUACACAGUUACACAGUGAACCAGACACUGACCAUGACACCAGACGGACACGAGGACUGCACUCGUCACUACCGUCAACCUCUGCUACCCGGACAGCGCACAUUCAUCAUGCAUAAGCUGCAUGUCCACGUCCCGAGCAACUCAGUGUAAUCCAGUGAUCAUCUCGGCACGUGCAAAUGUUGGGAAAGCGUUGGGGAAAGGUUGACUGGAGAGGGGAGAGAGAGGCUGCAUUCAAACAGGUGUUUGUGGAAAAGGGGGCAUUUUUUAAAAUGCUUUUUUUGAUGGUGGUAGAGAGAGAGAGAUUGACCACCGUGCAAUGUAUAAUGUGUGCAAUUGAUAAAGAGGAGUGAGAGGUGAGAACGCAUGAAAAAAAUGCAUUUAAGUAAAAAGAAUUAAAGUUAAUUAAUUGCACGUGUUUCCAUUUCCAUUUAUCAAGUCCUUCUUUUGGAUCUCUAUAAUUGUAUGACUUUAGAAGAUUUAAUUUAAUGUGUGGUUGUAAUAUCAAACUUGUUAACCUUUGACCCCUGAUAUCAUUUGUGAGUUUAAUUCCAAUUUUACAAAACAAACCACACAGUUAUAAAUUAUUUAAAUAACAUUACACUUUUGUGGACCCCCCCCCCCCCCCCCCCAUCCCCUCUCGCACUUAAUUGCCCCUUAAGUUUAAAAAACAAAUGUGGUCAUCUUUAUAGAGUUUCAUAGUUUUUUGACAACGUAUCAUAUGAUCUGCAUAAUUAAAUCAAGUCAUUACUAUGACUUCAUCUGGGUUUUUACCAGGAUUAUGAUUCAUUUCAAUAACAUUUGUUUUGAUUCAAUGAAAGGAAUCCACAAUUGAAACUGUUGAAGGCGUCACCUUAAUCAAGCGGUCUGAGUGCUGAUGGCUAUCUGAACGAUGAUCUGUUGAUCCCGGGGAAAAUGAGGGGAUCAUAUCAACACUUCAAAGAAGGACUAACACCUUAUUACGAUAUGAAUGUUGAAUCAGUAAAAUGCCAACAAUAUAAAUAGUUAAAUGUCUGAAAAAGGAACAAAACAGGGUAUUCAGGUUGCCUUUUAAUUGAUUGAUUUGAGGUUUAUUCUCUGUAUCCUGUGUUGUUAUAUAAAUGUUAUACUGUAUAUAAACAGAGGUUGACAAAAUCUAUAUUAUUCUAAUACCUAAUCUUGCCUCUUUCCUCUAAAGACAAAAAGAAGCUGAGAUUUGAAGGGCAGCUCUGAGAGGUCUGGCCAUUUGGUGUCAUGUUGAAUAAACACAAAGGUGCUGGAGCUUUCUGAAGGGGAGGCUCAGGCCCCCACGCUGAUCCUGUUUAUGUGUUUGAGCCAGGUUUUGUUUUAAGUCGGAGGUGCUAAACACCUUCCCCCUGAGAUAAAAGAUGAUUAAUGCCUUUGAAUGAGCGACGCUUUAAUGGCUCGAGGCUACUUAAACACUUCAUUAGGGUGAGCUCGGGCCGGUCGACACACUCGAGCCACUGGGUCCCUCGCAGCAGAAACAGAAAAGCUGUAGAGAUUUCCUUUGAAGUGCAGGCCCCUGCUUGUAAGAACUCCAUCCCACAAAGCAUUCGGCAUGGAAAUUUGAUUUCUUGACCCCACACCACUUUGAGAGCUGGUUUUCAGGUGACAUUUGGGGCUGAAGCUUGAUCCCAUAUAAAUAUCAGAGGCAUCAGUGAGCAGAGGGACACUCAGCAUCUGGCAGCUGAGGAGCAGAUUCGGACUAAAGCCAUGGAUGUACCCAGGUCAUUUCUUCUGCUCCUGUGUGCCCUCCACCUGACCUGGUCUGGCGUGUUGAGCAAACACAUAGAUCACAUAAACCUGUUCACACAGAGGCUGUGCUGCAAAAGACAGAGUCACUUUGUCUACAUUGGACAAGACAUCUCUGGGAGUCCUGUCAGUGUUGAUGUGGGAUUGUGCAGGUCGCACUGUGGGGGAGCAUCCAGGCCAUCACAUGAAGCAGGACAAGCAGGAAUCUCCAAACAUUCCUCAAUGCUGGAAUUUCUCAGGAGCAAGAAAAUGAGAACGCGCGGACCUGCAGCUCCAGAGAGCCCGGAGCCGCUGAGGCAGCUGCCGUCCUGCGGGAUGAACCAGGUGUGUCAGCCGACCGGGAUGCGUGUGGACCGGGUGCUUCUGUUAGAGGGACCCCGGGAAGUAGAGGUCAUCGAGGAGUGCCAGUGUGAUAUCAAGCUCACCAAGUGCAUCCGGGUCCCCGCGCUGAGGACUUACUACACCGAGACACCGUAUGAGACAGUCCUGGACCUGGGAGGAUGCUCCCGAUCCAAGGGAUCACCAGAGGGAUUCUCCUGUGUCCCCACUAAGUUUGACUCAGCGUUCGUGGAGACCCCCAACAAAGUGGAGCUCAUCCAGACAGUGGCGACCUGCGAGCUGAAGGAAAGCUGCUACCGGGUCCCAUAUGUGGAGUAUUACUAUGAAAUAGUCCACCAUGCAGAUGGAGUCAAAGAGGAGAGGCUCAAAGAAAUAGACGUUGGCAGAUGUUUGGGAGGCUGCACUACAGGAAACCGAUGCCUUCUCAGGAAUCAAUCGGAUCCAGCAACCUGCCACUUAUGGGCUGAAAGACAGUCCAACUCAUGUGUUCCUCUGGGCUACGAGAGCCACAGCUUCCUCAACCAGCAUGGGCAGAUACGCACCAUCCUCUCCAUCACUUCCUGCCUUUGCCAAAAGCAUGGCCAAAACUGAACACUGCGCCCCCUACUGGAAAACAACUUCCAAUCUCUUCUCAGGAGUUGUUAGUUUUAAUUCACAGUCCAUUAAUGACCCCACCAAACACUAUGACAUCUGCUAAAGAAUUUGCUACCCUAAAGUAUUAUUGUACUAUAUGUAAUAUAUGUAAAAAUGAUGAUUUUGUAAAUAAAUUUA
This is a messenger RNA of Cottoperca gobio, 5180 nucleotides long. RefSeq names its product pinhead (gene pnhd). NCBI's taxonomy places the organism in Eukaryota, Metazoa, Chordata, Actinopteri, Perciformes, Bovichtidae. The record is from RefSeq and is a predicted model, not a curated record.